This is a messenger RNA of Nannospalax galili (Upper Galilee mountains blind mole rat), 6348 nucleotides long. It is a transcript of the gene Ubr2, whose product is annotated as ubiquitin protein ligase E3 component n-recognin 2. Gene Ontology annotation, biological process: ubiquitin-dependent protein catabolic process via the N-end rule pathway. The record is from RefSeq and is a predicted model, not a curated record. Gene Ontology annotation, cellular component: ubiquitin ligase complex; cytoplasm. Gene Ontology annotation, molecular function: zinc ion binding; ubiquitin protein ligase activity. Lineage: Eukaryota; Metazoa; Chordata; Mammalia; Rodentia; Spalacidae.
AGAAAUACCAGUAGACAGACAAAGCCUCUCAAAGUUCAAGUCAUGCAUUCAUCUGUUGUUGUACAUCAGAAUUUUGGCUUAAAAGUUUUAUCUUGGCUGGGAAGCAUUAUUGGAUACUCAGAUGGCCUUCGCCGGAUCUUGUGUCAAGUUGGAUUACAAGAAGGGCCAGAUGGUGACAGCAUUUCCCUGGUGGACAGGCUGAUGCUCAGUGAUUCCAAACUCUGGAAAGGCUCGAAUGCUCAUCACAGAAGAGAACCUAAUGACCAUCAUCAUUAAGACUUUCAUGGACCAUUUGAAGCAACAAGAUGCCCAGGGCAGAUUUCAGUUUGAACGCUACACUGCUUUACAAGCCUUCAAGUUUAGGAGAGUUCAGAGCCUUAUUUUAGAUCUCAAGUAUGUGCUGAUUAGCAAACCAACUGAAUGGUCAGAUGAGUUGAGGCAGAAGUUCUUAGAAGGGUUUGACGCCUUUUUGGAAUUACUAAAAUGCAUGCAGGGGAUGGACCCCAUCACGCGUCAAGUAGGACAGCACAUUGAAAUGGAGCCCGAGUGGGAAGCAGCCUUCACGCUGCAGAUGAAGUUAACACACGUGAUUUCAAUGAUGCAGGACUGGUGUGCUUUAGACGAAAAAGUAUUAAUUGAAGCUUACAAGAAAUGCCUGGCUGUAUUGACGCAGUGUCAUGGUGGUUAUACUGAUGGUGAACAGCCAAUCACACUAAGUCUUUGUGGACAUUCAGUGGAGACUAUCAGAUACUGUGUUUCCCAAGACAGAGUUAGCAUUCACCUCCCAGUUUCUCGCUUACUUGCAGGCUUGCACGUGCUGUUAAGCAGAAGCGAAGUGGCUUACAGAUCUCCAGAACACCUACCUCUAAGUGAACUUAGCCCUCCCAUGUUGAUAGAACAUCCUCUUAGAUGUCUUGUUUUGUGUGCCCAAGUACAUGCUGGGAUGUGGAGAAGAAAUGGGUUCUCCCUAGUAAACCAGAUUUAUUACUACCAUAAUGUGAAAUGCAGACGUGAGAUGUUUGACAAGGACAUAGUGAUGCUUCAGACAGGUGUCUCCAUGAUGGAUCCAAACCAUUUUCUGAUGAUAAUGCUCAGCCGCUUUGAGCUCUAUCAGAUCUUCAGCACACCCGACUAUGGGAAAAGAUUCAGUUCUGAGGUUACCCACAAGGAUGCUGCUCAGCAGAACAACACCCUGAUAGAAGAGAUGCUGUCCCUCAUCAUCAUGCUGGUUGGAGAAAGAUUCAAUCCUGGGGUUGGACAGGUCAGUGCUACAGAUGAAAUUAAACGGGAGAUUAUCCAUCAGUUGAGCAUCAAACCGAUGGCUCAUAGUGAAUUGGUAAAGUCUCUACCUGAAGAUGAGAACAAGGAGACUGGCAUGGAGAGUGUAAUUGAAGCAGUUGCCCAUUUCAAGAAACCUGGCCUAACAGGACGAGGCAUGUAUGAGCUGAAACCAGAAUGCACCAAAGACUUCAAUUUGUAUUUCUAUCACUUUUCAAGGGCAGAGCAGUCCAAGGCAGAAGAAGCUCAACGGAAACUGAAAAGACAAAAUAGGGAAGAUACAGCACUUCCCCCUCCGGUUUUGCCUCCGUUCUGCCCUUUAUUUGCAAGUCUGGUUAACAUUCUACAGUCUGACGUCAUGUUAUACAUCAUGGGAACGAUACUGCAGUGGGCCAUAGAGCACCAUGGGUAUGCCUGGUCAGAGUCCAUGCUGCAAAGGGUGCUACAUUUGAUUGGAAUGGCACUACAAGAAGAAAAGCAGCACUUAGAGAACGCCGUGGAUGAGCACGUGGUGACACUCACCUUCACUCAGAAGAUCUCAAAACCUGGCGAACCGCCAAACAAUUCUCCAAGCAUCCUAGCGAUGCUGGAGACGCUGCAGAAUGCUCCCUCCCUAGAAGUCCACAAAGACAUGAUUAGGUGGAUAUUAAAGACAUUUAAUGCAAUAAAGAAGAUCAGAGAGAGUUCGUCCACAAGUCCUGUGGUAGAGACAGAAGGAAACAUAAUGGAAGAGAGCUCAAGAGACAAAGACAAAGCUGAGAGAAAGAGAAAGGCAGAGAUUGCCAGACUGCGCCGAGAAAAGAUCAUGGCUCAGAUGUCAGAGAUGCAACGGAACUUCAUUGAUGAAAACAAAGAGCUCUUCCAGCAGACGCUAGACCUGGACGCCACUGCCUCUGCCAUUCUUGACAGCAGCCCCAUGGUUUCAGAUGUGGCACUUAAAGCACUGGGCCCAGCACAAACUCAAGUCCCAGAACAGAGACAGUUUGUUACCUGCAUAUUGUGUCAAGAGGAGCAAGAAGUGACUGUAGAGAGUAGGGCAAUGGUCUUGGCAGCAUUUGUUCAAAGAUCAACUGUACUGUCAAAAAACAGAACUAAGUUCAUCCAGGAUCCAGAAAAAUACGAUCCGUUAUUCAUGCAUCCAGAUCUGUCCUGUGGAACACACACUGGUAGCUGUGGGCACGUUAUGCAUGCGCAUUGUUGGCAAAGGUAUUUUGAUUCCGUUCAAGCUAAAGAACAGCGAAGGCAACAGAGGUUGCGCUUACACACCAGCUAUGACGUAGAGCAUGGGGAGUUCCUCUGCCCACUAUGCGAGUGCUUGAGCAACACCGUCAUUCCUCUCCUGCUUCCCCCAAGAAAUGUCCUUAGCAGGAGAUUAGAUUUUUCAGACCAACCAAAUCUGAUCCAGUGGAUUAGAACAGUGUCUCUGCAGAUCAAAGCAUUACAGGCUCUUAGGAAAGAAGAAAGUACUCCCAAUCCAGCAUCUUCGAAGAAUGCAGAAAAUAUGAAUGAAUUCCAGCCUCCUGAAGGCUUUAGGCCUGAUUUUCAUCCGAAGAACCCUUAUUCCGAGAGCAUAAAAGAAAUGCUGACAACAUUUGGAACGGCUACUUAUAAGGUGGGCCUGAAGGUUCAUCCCAAUGAAGAUGACCCCCGUGUGCCCAUCAUGUGCUGGGGGAGCUGUGCGUACACCAUCCAGAGCACAGAGAGAAUUUUGAGUGAUGAAGAGAGGCCAGUGCUUGGUCCUUUGCCUUGUAGGCUGGAUGACUGUCUUAGGUCACUAACAAGAUUUGCAGCAGCACAUUGGACAGUGGCAUCACUUCCUGUGGUCCAAGGACACUUCAGUAAACUUUUUGCAUCAUUAGUGCCUAAUGAGAGCUACAAAGACCUCCCGUGCAUAUUAGACAUCGACAUGUUUCAUUUACUGGUGGGUUUGGUGCUUGCUCUACCUGCGCUGCAGUGUCAAGAUUUUUCAGGGAUCAGCCUCGGCACCGGAGACCUGCACAUUUUCCAUCUGGUUACCAUGGCACACAUCGUACAAAUCUUACUUACCUCAUGUACAGAAGAAGAUGGCAUGGAUCAAGAAAAUCCCACUGGUGAAGAAGAAUUAGCAGUUCUUUCUUUGCACAAAACACUUCAGCAGUGUACUGGAAGUGCCUUGAAAGAAGCGCCUUCAGGCUGGCAUCUGUGGAAGAGUGUCCGGGCUGGGAUCCUGCCGUUCCUCAAGUGUUCUGCUUUAUUUUUUCAUUAUCUAAAUGGCGUCCCAUCCCCACCAGACCUUCAAGCUCCUGGAACAAGCCACUUUGAACAUUUAUGCAGCUAUCUUUCCCUGCCGACCAACCUUGUUUGCCUUUUUCAAGAAAACAGUGAGAUCAUGAACUCUCUGGUUGAAAGUUGGUGCUGUAACAGUGAAGUGAGGAGAUUCCUAACCAGUGAAAGAGGUGCAGUAAGCUACCCAAGAGGAUCUAACAGAUUAAUAGACCUUCCAGAGGAUUACAGCAGCCUCAUUAACCAAGCAUCCAAUUUCUCGUGUCCCAAAUCAGGUGGCGAUAAGAGCAGAGCCCCAACACUGUGCCUGGUGUGUGGAAGUCUCCUCUGCUCCCAGAGUUACUGCUGUCAGACCGAGCUGGAGGGGGAGGACGUUGGGGCCUGCACAGCUCACACCUACUCCUGCGGCUCUGGGGCCGGCAUCUUCCUAAGAGUACGGGAAUGUCAGGUGCUAUUUUUAGCUGGCAAAACCAAAGGCUGUUUUUAUUCUCCUCCUUACCUUGAUGACUACGGGGAGACUGACCAGGGCCUCAGACGGGGAAAUCCUUUGCAUUUGUGCAAAGAGCAGUUCAAGAAGAUCCAGAAGCUCUGGCAGCAGCACAGCAUCACGGAGGAGAUCGGACACGCGCAGGAGGCCAACCAGACCCUGGUUGGCAUCGACUGGCAGCAUUUAUAACCCUCCUCCACCAAAAACAUGAACUUGAGUUUUGUAACCCAGUUGGCUUUUCAAGAAAGACAAUGGGAAAUAAGUUCAGCUGAAUUUAUCUUGAAAUAAAUUCUUUAUUUAAGCUUUUCCUCCCAGUUUUAUUUUUCUAGUUUCUGGCUCCAGGGACUGAAGAAAAUCAUUUUCCAGCAGAUUUUCUCGCAUCACAUUUUGUUGCUGUGUCCCCUCAUCUGUUGUCUGGGCUUUCAGAUCCAAGGAGGAGCUGCCCAUUCUAGGCUGGAGCUUAGCUCCUCUGAGUCGGCCUGUGCCGACCUGCAGUAGCCUGAGCCAUUUCACAUCACCGACUGUUGCACCUGAGCUGGCACUGACUGAGCAGAGGCAGAAGGCAUUCCAGUGCUGUGUCGGGAUCGUACUUCCCAGUGCCUCAGCGCCUCAGACUGAGACGGGUGCUGUUCACCUGCUGACGGGACCUUACCUCUAAGAGAAGAGCGGUUGAAUUUGACGAUGGGAUCCCCUUCUGUCCAUCUCCUGAGAGGGUCAGGGACACCCCUGCAGAAGCACCAAGAGAGGAGUGGUGUAGAGUGUUGGUUGGCUUUCCACGGCUAUAGAGGGUUGGGUUUUUUGUUUUUUGGGGGGUUUUUUGUUUUUUGUUUUUGUCAAGACUUUUGGCUUUGAGAGAAAUGUUAAAUUAAAGGGCUUUUUGAAAACUUCAAGAAUCUUCUAAUUUUUCAGAUGGUAACAUUCUCUGAUCACACAGAGGCUAAACUGAGACUGUUCUCUGCGCAGCUUGGAUCGGACGCUGGCACCCUCAGCUGCGAGUGUGGUGCACGCCUGUAAUCCCAUCUCUCAGGAGGCUGAGGCAGGAGGAUCAGGAGUUCAAGACCACCCUGGACUAUAUCAAACCUUGUCUCAAAAGUGAACACUCUGUGUUUUGAGGUUCCUCUCCCCACCCAGCAUCUCCUGGGUUAGAUGUUUCGCUGCUUAGCCGCUGGCUCACCUGGUAAUCCUCAGACAGUCUGCACCCAAGCUCUUUAUUCUUUUUAGAUCCUGUUCUUACUAAGAGGUGCCUUCCCAGAGCGGUAGCCACAUAGUAGUAUCGGCACUGACACACCUCAUGCCUACUCUUGAUUCAUGUGCAGAGAGCUUGCAUACAUGCAGAGUGACAGCAGAUUCAGUAGAGGGGUGGACCCUGGUCUCCAAGGUGGGGCUGAGGGGCAAAUGAACAGUAAGAUGCUCUUGGCUUUUCUAACCAGUGCCAGUGAUCCUUUAACUUGGCCUUUUGAAUUGCAUUCUCCAGUUCUGUUCCACUCAGCAGUGCCCAGUCUACAGAACCUAGAAGUAUACACAAGUACAGUUCUCCAGGAUCAUGUGUGGAAGAGCCACCACCUCUUCAAAGGACUGACUUCAGUUAACCCUUCAUGAGACAGACUCAAGUAGCUAAAAUGAUGCAUCAUUGGAAGUCCAAAUCAGAAUCCAGGCUGUUCCUUUUUCUAGUCUUUUUCUUGACACAGUCUGAUUGUUUGGGCUGUAGAUGACAUAACUGAUUUUGACCUUUGACACAUGCAGUUUGCUUAGCUUUCAGUUCAGAUGUUUUUUGGCUUUCCACCUUGUGUUCACGAUGUUGAAACUUGAAAUCAUGAGAGCAACACUUGCCCAGCAUGGGCAAGGCCCUUGGCUCAAUCCUGGUACCCCCUACCCCCUACCCCCCCCCAAAAAAAAAAAUCAUGUGUGCAGACUUCUCCAUCUAAGUAAGCUGUAAACAUCUUCACAAGUCAUAAUGACAUUUCAGCUUUCAGGCCUGAUACCACAGGAAUUAACAGAGGGUAGCCCUGGGUUCCAUUCAUAGAAUGUCAGCAUUUUGGGCAAUUUCCAUGAAACUUGCAACUUGCACACUGUUCGUUUAUUCAUGUUAAGAUGGUCAUCUUCUUCCACGAUCAAAGCAGCUUACCUUCACAAUUUGUUUCGCAUGUUUUCUGUUUGUUGUAGAAAUGUUUAUAUAACAUGCCUUCCAUAUCAGGGAAAAUCAUGUAUGUUUAAUAAGUUGGCUAUAACUUUAAUAUCUGUGGACAACUUGUAAAAUUUGGAAUGUAUCAUAUGUAAAAAGUUUUAAGAUAGUCAAAUAAAUGCUUUAGGUGUUGACAUUA